Molecule: messenger RNA, 1614 nt
Organism: Fusarium falciforme
Lineage: Eukaryota; Fungi; Ascomycota; Sordariomycetes; Hypocreales; Nectriaceae
Exons: 4
Coding region: 1-1614 (537 amino acids)
Biological process (GO): protein deubiquitination; ribophagy
Cellular component (GO): ribonucleoprotein complex; cytosol; Ubp3-Bre5 deubiquitination complex
Molecular function (GO): mRNA binding
Source: RefSeq, a predicted model, not a curated record
AUGGCCUCCAACGGUAAUUUCACCCAUCAGAAUCUGUACAAGGAACAUACCGACCAACAUCAAACAGCUCCCCCUGCUGCCGCCGCUCCUGCUGCUGCCGCUGCCACUACCGAUGCCUCUGUCUCCGCCCCCGCUAGCAACAGCAACCUGUCCAAGGAUGAGGUCGGAUGGUACUUUGUCGAGCAAUAUUACACCACCCUGAGCAAGUCGCCUGAGAAACUCCACCUCUUCUACGGCAAGCGCUCGCAAUUCGUCUACGGUCUUGAAGCUGAAGUUGCCAACGUCUCCGUCGGUCGACAGGCCAUCCAAGAACGCAUCAAGGCCCUCGACUUCCAAGACUGCAAGGUUCGAGUAUCCAACGUUGACUCCCAGGCUUCCUUCGAAAACAUUGUCAUUCAGGUUAUUGGUGAGACUUCCAACAAGGCCGGUGAGCCCAAGAAGUUCGUCCAGACCUUUGUUCUCGCUCAGCAGCCCUCUGGUUACUUUGUCCUCAACGAUAUCCUGCGAUACAUUGACGACGAGACUGACGACGAAUCUGCCGCUGCCCCCGAAGAGCCUGUUGAGGAGCCCGAGGUUGCUGAGGAGGAGCCUGUUGCCGCUCCUGUCGAGCCUGAAGCCCCCAAGUCUGUCGAGGAGACCAAGGAGGACACUGUUCAGCUCGACCCCGAGGUUGUGGACCAGAAGCUGGAGGAGGUUUCCACAUCUAAGGACAGCGCCGCUCUGAACGGAAGCGCCGCUGAGUCUACGGUCGAGGAAACCAAGGCCCCUGAGGCCAAGCCCGAGAUCCCCGCUGCCGACGCUGAUGCUGCCGCCGAGGAGAUUGCUGAGGAAGAUGUCAAGGAGCCAGAGAAGCCUAAGGACCCCAGCCCUACGCCUGUUUCCAAGCCUGUCGCUGCUCCUCCCGCCCCUGUUCAGCCUGCCGCGCCCCCCAAGCCUAUGACCUGGGCUAGCCGUGCCGCCGCUGCUCUCCCCAGGCCCGUUGUUCCUCUCCCCAAGACUCCUACUCCUCCCGUUCCUGCCCAGAGCCGAGCUCCUGCUCCUGCUGCCGCCGCUCCUACUUCUCAGCCUGCUGCCGCUCCCGCUGCCCCCGCUGCUGCUGCUGCUCCUGCCGCUGAGCCUGCCGCCAAGGAUGCUGCUGGCUGGCAGACCGCUGGUGCCGACUCGAAGCGACAGAACCGUCCUCAGUCCAUCUCUGGACCUCCCGCCGAGAAGGAGGGCACUCUGGGUUAUGUCAAGUAUGUGACCGACAAGGUUCAAGAUGCCGAGCUUAGGGGCACUCUGGCCGCCUUUGGCGAGCUGACCUACUUUGACAUUAACCGCCAGAAGAACUGUGCCUUUGUCGAGUACAAGACUGCUGAGGGCUACCAGGCUGCGGUCGCUGCCAACCCUCACACUGUCAACGGGGAGAACAUUGUUGUUGAGCCUCGUCGUCCCAAGGCCAACGCCUAUGGUGGUAGCAGCUAUGGCGGCCGAGGUGGUAUUUCUGGACGUGGUCGCGGUGGUGUCGACGGUGGCCGCUCUGGCGGUCAGGGCUCUCGAGGUAACUUCUCUGGCCAGAACCGAGGUCGCGGUGCCCCUCGAGGCCGUGGCGGUUCUCAGGCCCAGAAUGCCUAA